Messenger RNA from Phodopus roborovskii (desert hamster), 1184 nucleotides. RefSeq names its product visual system homeobox 2 (gene Vsx2). Gene Ontology annotation, molecular function: sequence-specific double-stranded DNA binding; DNA-binding transcription factor activity, RNA polymerase II-specific. The coding region runs from base 1 to 1143 and encodes 380 amino acids. The record is from RefSeq and is a predicted model, not a curated record. Lineage: Eukaryota; Metazoa; Chordata; Mammalia; Rodentia; Cricetidae. The transcript is spliced from 5 exons. Gene Ontology annotation, cellular component: nucleus. Gene Ontology annotation, biological process: regulation of transcription by RNA polymerase II.
AUGACGGGGAAAGCAGGGGAAACGCUGAGCAAGCCCAAAUCCGAGACAGUGGCCAAGAGUACCUCGGGGGGCGCCCCGGCCAGGUGCACAGGGUUCGGCAUCCAAGAGAUCCUAGGCUUAAACAAGGAGCCUCCCAGCUCCCACCCACGGGCUGCCCUCGACGGCCUGGCCCCCGGGCACUUGCUGGCUGCGCGUUCGGUACUCAGCCCGGCAGGAGUGGGCGGCAUGGGGCUGCUGGGACCCGGGGGGCUUCCCGGCUUCUACGCGCAGCCCACCUUCCUGGAAGUGCUGUCCGAUCCGCAGAGCGUCCACUUGCAACCUCUAGGCAGAGCGUCGGGGCCACUGGACACCAGCCAGACGGCCAGCUCGGAUUCCGAAGAUGUCUCCUCCAGUGACCGAAAAUUGUCCAAAUCGGCUUUAAACCAGACCAAGAAACGCAAGAAGCGGCGACACAGGACAAUCUUUACCUCCUACCAGCUAGAGGAGCUGGAGAAGGCAUUCAAUGAAGCCCACUACCCAGAUGUCUAUGCCCGGGAGAUGCUGGCCAUGAAAACAGAGCUGCCAGAAGACAGGAUACAGGUGUGGUUCCAGAACCGCAGAGCCAAGUGGAGGAAGAGAGAAAAAUGUUGGGGCAGGAGCAGCGUCAUGGCCGAGUAUGGGCUCUAUGGCGCCAUGGUGCGGCACUCCAUCCCCCUGCCUGAGUCCAUCCUCAAGUCUGCCAAGGAUGGCAUCAUGGACUCCUGUGCCCCGUGGUUGCUGGUUCAAGAUGGCUUUCCCAGGCGCUUUUCUAAACCCGAAUACCAACAAUUCUUUUUAGGGAUGCAUAAAAAGUCGCUGGAGGCAGCAGCUGAGUCGGGAAGGAAGCCCGAGGUGGAACGGCAGCCCCUGCCCAAGCUCGACAAGAUGGAGCAGGAGGAAAGGGCCCCGGAUGCCCAGGCGGCCAUCUCCCAGGAAGAACUGAGGGAGAACAGCAUUGCCGCCCUCCGAGCCAAAGCUCAAGAGCACAGCACCAAGGUUCUGGGGACUGUAUCCGGGCCGGACAGCCUGGCCAGGAACGCUGAGAAGCCAGAAGAGGAGGAAGCCAUGGACGAGGGCAGGCCAGCAGAGCAGCUCAGUCCGCCACAGCUGGAGGACAUGGCCUAGGUCAGGAGGAGCUGGCUCUGGAGCCAGACUCUGCUCCUCUC